AUGAGUAAUUAUCUAAAUAACGAUAAUGAUGAAGAAGAUUGCACAAUAUACAUAGAAGAACUAAAAUCAGAUGAUCCUAAUCUAAAAAUAAAUGCAGUAACUAAAAUUAUAUAAAUAGCCAAAAUUUUAGGAUAAAAUCGUGUAAGAGAAGAAUUAAUACCUUAUCUUAUAGAAAUAAUAGAAGAGUUAGAUAACGAAGAAGAUUUUUUAACAAGUUUAUGCGAACAAAUAGUACAAUUAAAUGAUUUUAUAGGAGGUAAAGCCUAUUCACAUUUAUUAAUAGCCCCUUUAGAACUUUUAGCAUCAAUGGAGGAGAAUAUAAUUCGUUAGAAAGCAGUAAAUUCAUUAAUAUAAAUUUCAAAUAAUUAAGAAAGUUAAUUUUUCUCCACACAUUUCUUUUCUAUGAUUAAAUAAUUAGCAGGAUGGGACAAUUAUCCAUCUCGAAUAUCAGCUUGCAGUUUAAUUGGAGCAACAUAUUUCUAAUUUUAAGAAGCUUAAAGAGAAGAUUUAAUGAAUUCCUUCGAAAAAUUAUGUAAAGAUGAUACUCCGAUGGUAAGAAGAACAGCAUCUUAGAAUAUUGAAGAAAAGUAACAAACACAAUUAUUUUUCAAAGAAAAAUUAUUACCAAUGUGGCUUAAUUUAUUAAAAGAUAAUGUUGAUUCUGUUAAAGUAAAAUCAAUAGAAAUAUCUCCUAAGCUUAUUACACGUUUAUCUAAAUCUGAUGUAGCAGAAAAAUUUGUAAAAAACAUUAAAGAAAUAUUAACAGCCAAAGGAAAAAGCUGGCGAAUAAGAUAUGCUAUAGCAGAAAUAAUUUGUGAUCUCAUCUUAAAUGUAGAAAAUGAUUGUAUAUAAAAAGAAAUACUUCCAAUAUACGAAAUUCUAUUAAAAGAUUCAGAGCAUGAGGUUCGUUCUAUAACUUUAAUAAAGGUUCCUGAAUUAUGUUAGCAUUUACCAAGUUCAAUUUUAACCACAAACUUGCUUCCAGUAUUGAACGGUUUAGUAUAAGAUACAUCUUAACAUGUUAGAAGUUCACUUGGGGAGAUAAUUUGUAAAAUUGCGAAUUUUUUCGAAUAAAAUAGCGUUAUAAGUGGAAUAAUUCCUAUAGUUGAAAGUCUUCUUAAAGAUGAAACUUUAGAUGUAAGAUUAAGUUUAAUAAACAAUAUUUAACUAAUAAACUAAUAUAUUGGAAAUGAAAAUGUAAAAAAAUAUAUUUUACCUGCUUUUUAAUCAAUCUAAAAUGAUAAAUAAUGGCGAUUUAGGCUUGUUUUUGUAGAAUUUAUUCCUAAUUUUUUAUAAUAAAUAGGAUUCGAAGAAUUUAAAGAAUAGUUUUUGGAAUUUGUUAAGAUAUUUGCCUUUGAUCAUUACUCAGCUAUCCGUGAAUAAGUUUUUGCUAAUUUUUUGGUCAUUUCUAAGACAUUAGGAUAUCCUGCAAUUAAAAAUAUAUUUUUUGAUCUUGUUAACUAACUUAUUAAAUCCAAUAAUUAUAUUUAUAGAGUUACAGCAACUAAAAGUAUUGGACAUUUGAUUGAUGUUAUACCUAAAAAUGAUUUAAAUGAAAUAUUUGAAAUUCUUUAAAAUAACCUUUUUGAUGAUAAAGUACCUAAUGUAAAAAUUAACCUCCUCAAGCUUUAUAACUCUAUUUAAGAAAAGCUUAACCCUUCAGUAAGAAAUAAAUUUAUUUAAAAAACUAAAAUCUUAUUAAAAGAUAACGAUGCUGAUUUAAGUUAUUUUGCUUCUUUAAUUUGA
Ichthyophthirius multifiliis is the source of this 1746-nucleotide messenger RNA. RefSeq lists its product as hypothetical. Gene Ontology annotation, molecular function: protein phosphatase regulator activity. The record is from RefSeq and is a predicted model, not a curated record. The transcript is spliced from 3 exons. Gene Ontology annotation, biological process: protein dephosphorylation. Lineage: Eukaryota; Ciliophora; Oligohymenophorea; Hymenostomatida. Gene Ontology annotation, cellular component: cytoplasm; protein phosphatase type 2A complex.